AUGGCACACCUCAGGUUUCCGCUUCCCAAUGGUAUUCCACAUGAGCACGACCCUUUACCCAAUCCACACCCAGAAGAUGACCUUUUCCUCGAUGAUGAAGACGGAGGCUUUGGGGUUUACUUAGCAGAGCUAGGCAUAGGCUACGAGGAAUAUCAGGCACGGAGGCGAAUAUUCUAUUUCUGUCUCUCUCUGUUCCUGAGCUUCUACACAGUUGCUUUCUACUUAUUCAGUAACCCCGAUACUAUCAUGCAAUUUCCAUGGGUGCGAUCACAUCUGCAAGAUGAUGUGUAUCACCAUCCUGGACGUUUUGCUUUGAAGUUCAAGGACAUGGAGAGGGAGUUCAAGAUGUAUGCGUACCCUGCAGAUGAAGUCCUCAACAAGUGCUAUCCCUGGGAUUACAUGAGUUACAGGGCGGGUAUGGAGGAAACAAAGAAUGGGACCGAAUGCGAAGGCGACUUCUUCUUCAAGAAUAUCAAGCAAAGUCGCUUCUUCACUACUGAUGACCCUCGCAAUGCUCACCUCUUCUUUGUUAUGCCCAUCUUUUUUAUUUCACAUAACAACACGUCUUCUUUGCACAAAUCUUGCCCCAUGCAUCAGCAUCAGCGAAUAUCUCAAUACUCAAUGCAGUACCCGUAUCGGUAUUGGAAUCAAACACAAGCCAAUCAACACUUUUAUGUUACUACUUCCAGAAACGACGAUGCAAUACGAGUUGUUUGUAAAUCUAAAAUUGCAUCCAAUGAAAUCUUACUUCCGCCUCUUCACAUACCUAAAAGGGCAUCUUAUGAAGCCAAACUCAUUUUUAUAACCAAAAAGGAUGCAAUGUUUUGUGUAUGCUCUGGCCGAUCCCAAAUUACCACUGCUUGUAUAACUAAAUCAAUCUUGGAUGGAUGCAUACCAGUUUUCUUGUCAACCUACAGUCGCUUGCCCUUCAAAAGGAUACUGGACUGGGAUAAGUUUUCUCUAAGAAUCGAAAGGAAUGAUACUUACGAGCCCCACAAUCUUGUUCAUAGGAUAAAAGCCUCUGAUUCCUUCACAUUGCAUUCCAACCUGCUCAAGGUACAAAAAAGCUUUAAAUGGAAUUCACCACCCAGCAGAUUUGAUGCUUUUCACAUGGCUAUUUUCGAGCUCUGGGAAUGCUACAAUCAAAAUUUUAAGUAG
Messenger RNA from Quercus robur (English oak), 1158 nucleotides. RefSeq names its product probable glycosyltransferase At5g20260. The transcript has 5 exons. The coding region runs from base 1 to 1158 and encodes 385 amino acids. Gene Ontology annotation, molecular function: glycosyltransferase activity. NCBI's taxonomy places the organism in Eukaryota, Viridiplantae, Streptophyta, Magnoliopsida, Fagales, Fagaceae. The record is from RefSeq and is a predicted model, not a curated record.